Messenger RNA from Acaulospora colombiana, 924 nucleotides. NCBI's taxonomy places the organism in Eukaryota, Fungi, Glomeromycota, Glomeromycetes, Diversisporales, Acaulosporaceae. The record is from the annotation of a GenBank genome assembly.
AUGUUAGCCGAUCGAUUUGGUUCUGGUCGUAAGCUCGGUGUCGUGAUGGGCACAGUACUAUCCGCAAACACCUUAGGAUUUAUCACCGGUCCUUUGGUUGGUGGAGUCCUCUAUCAAUAUUGGGGCUACACUUCUCCCUUUGUUUUUUGUGCCGCACUUUCCUUUAUUGGCUUUCUCACGGUGUGCACCAUCGUGGAGCCAAUUUAUUUGAAAGAGUGGGACCGUGCAAUAAGUAUUAGGAACGAAGAACUAUCGGACUCGAAUGAGAACAACGAAUCUAUGAAUGACUCCCCUUCAAUAUUUAGUCUCAUAAAAGAUCACAAUGUUAUCACAAUCUGUGUGAUAGUCACAACUGCUGCUAGCGUAUUUUCCGGCAUAGAACCCACACUUCCGAUACAUCUCCGCGAAAAAUUCAAUGCAAAUGCAUCACAGAUCGGACUCGUCUACGUUUCAGUGGUAAUACCAACAUUCAUCUCCCCACUUGUCGGCUACAUAUCAUAUGUAAUCGGACAACGAAACACAAUCGGCAUAGGAAUGGCCUGUAUGGCCUUGGCGUCCCCAUUGACCGCGCUGCCUGAAAAACUUUGGUUAGAAAUAGUUCCCCUGUUAUUCUUCGGAAUCACUUAUUCUAUAAUCAUUACGCCAACACUACCACUAUUAGGUCAAAAGGUCGCCCAAAAAGGUGGCGGUGCGUACGGACAAGUAUACGCAUUAUGGAAUAUGGCUUAUAGUGUUGGGAUGUUUGUAGGACCCGUGGUAGCAGGCAUGUUGUUAGAAUAUAACGGAUUUCUUGGUGCAAUGCUUAUAUUUAGUUUGAUGUCUUUAUGCGUUACACCUUUGGCAUUUGUACCAUCCGCUUGGUUUGAAAGAAGUGUUAGUGGUGAAUAUUGCAGAGUACCUUUAGAUAAUCCAAUGGAGAAUUAG